AGCGCCGCUUCUUACACAUGUCAACAAGCGGACUGUUCGUGAAGCUGAGACAGUCAUCAGAAGCAAUAUCCCUGUUCGGCCUUGCUACAUAUAAACUCUGACUGUAGAGAUAUAAAGAGGAGUCAUGCAGGCCUUUCUGAAAGGAGCAGCUGUUCAGUCUACCAGACCCCAGAAAGACAAGGCAGCAGCAGGGCCCAGUACAGAGAAGAAAGCCAAGCCUAUUCCAUGGGUAGAAAAAUACAGGCCAAAGUGUGUUGCUGAGGUGGCCUUCCAGGAGGAGGUGGUAGCAGUUCUGAAGAAGUCUCUGGAAGGAGCAGAUCUUCCCAACCUGCUCUUCUACGGCCCUCCUGGAACAGGAAAGACCUCCACCAUCCUGGCUGCUGCCAGAGAACUUUACGGUCCACACUUGUACAGACAGAGAGUGCUGGAGCUCAACGCCUCCGACGAGCGAGGCAUCCAGGUUGUCAGGCAGAAAGUGAAGAACUUUGCUCAGCUCACCGUGGCCGGGACUCGCCCAGAUGGGAAGCCAUGUCCUCCUUUUAAGAUCAUCAUCCUGGACGAGGCGGACUCCAUGACGGCACCGGCUCAGGCUGCUCUCAGGCGAACCAUGGAGAAGGAGUCCCGCACCACACGCUUCUGCCUCAUCUGCAACUACAUCAGCAGGAUUAUUGAGCCGCUGACCUCCAGAUGUUCCAAGUUUCGCUUCAAACCUCUGGCCAAUCAGAUCCAAGAAGAGCGCCUGCUGGAGAUCUGUGAGAAGGAGAACCUCAAGUACACCAAAGAGAGCAUAGCAGCCUUGGUGAGGGUGUCUGAUGGAGACCUGCGGAAAGCCAUAACCUUCCUCCAGAGUGCUGCGCGCCUCAACGUGGACAAGGAGAUCACAGAGAGAGCGGUCGUUGACAUAGCCGGGGUCGUCCCUCCCAAGAUGAUUGACAACCUGCUCCAGAUCUGCUUCACAGGCACAUUUGAGAAACUAGAGGUUGCCGUCAGGAACAUGGUGGAUGAAGGCUAUGCAGCCACACAGAUCCUGAGUCAGCUCCACGAGUCUAUCAUAGAGCAGGAGCUGAGCGACAAGCAGAAGUCAGCCAUCACCGAGAAGAUGGCAGUGGUGGGUAAGUGUCUGACAGACGGUGCAGACGAGUACCUGCAGAUGUUGAGUCUGUGUUCACUCAUCAUGCAGCAGGCCUCCCAGAACAACUAGACUCCCCAGGAAGAGGAGCACCAUCAGCUUCCAGCAGGACCAGGACCUCAGACCUUCACUUGGUUUGUUCACAGCUGUGGUUUGAGACGUCCACCAGAAGACACCAAGUGAUAGUGGUGUUUGACUGUCAGAGACCACAGCUGGUUCUCUCUAGAUUUAAUCUUUCAAACCCUCUGUUGAAAUCACCCAUCAGAUGUCUCUUUAUUCACUCUUUCAUGUAACUACUUAACAACAGAUCUUUGUACACUUUUGCAUUUUGUUAAGUAAUAAAUGGUUUUGUAUAUUUUCA
Molecule: messenger RNA, 1490 nt
Organism: Anarrhichthys ocellatus (wolf-eel)
Lineage: Eukaryota; Metazoa; Chordata; Actinopteri; Perciformes; Anarhichadidae
Gene: rfc4
Product: replication factor C (activator 1) 4
Exons: 11
Coding region: 125-1201 (358 amino acids)
Biological process (GO): DNA-templated DNA replication; DNA repair
Cellular component (GO): nucleus; DNA replication factor C complex
Molecular function (GO): ATP binding; ATP hydrolysis activity; DNA clamp loader activity
Source: RefSeq, a predicted model, not a curated record